GCGAGAUAUAUAUGGACAGAUUUCGCGUUUUCGUUGACCUCGAUCUCUUUAUCCUUGACCGUGCGCGCAUUAGCCGGAGUCGAGCGAAUAACUAAAUCGUGUUUCGUUUCGUGAUUUUGUUUCUGCAGAGGGAAGAUUGAGACUGGAACGGUGAAGAGUCGGUGAAGAAACACGGUGUCGAAGAAUUUGGACAAGAUGAGGCCCGACGAGGUGAUACAAAACGAGAGAAGAACGACGGAGACGAUGUCCGAGACAUCGGAGGGCACCAUGACGACCAGCGUUUCCGGUAAAUCGGGCUUCGAAAGUCGCGAGGAAUUGUGCGACAUCGCGGCUGUGCUUGGCAUCGGUAAUCCGGACGACCUGCAGCAAGAAAGAUUUCGCGUUGAUCGCCGGAAAUUGGAACAGAUGCUUCUAGGUGAUAAUGACGGACCCAAGCCAGCGGACACGUUUUUUCAUAACGAGAAAAGCGUAGAGACGCGAAGGUAG
Messenger RNA from Eufriesea mexicana, 486 nucleotides. RefSeq names its product protein bicaudal C-like. The transcript is spliced from 3 exons. The record is from RefSeq and is a predicted model, not a curated record. The coding region runs from base 196 to 486 and encodes 96 amino acids. NCBI's taxonomy places the organism in Eukaryota, Metazoa, Arthropoda, Insecta, Hymenoptera, Apidae.